Messenger RNA from Malania oleifera, 3631 nucleotides. Its product is annotated as homeobox protein ATH1. The coding region runs from base 1639 to 3411 and encodes 590 amino acids. Gene Ontology annotation, molecular function: DNA-binding transcription factor activity, RNA polymerase II-specific; RNA polymerase II cis-regulatory region sequence-specific DNA binding. Gene Ontology annotation, biological process: regulation of transcription by RNA polymerase II. Lineage: Eukaryota; Viridiplantae; Streptophyta; Magnoliopsida; Santalales; Ximeniaceae. The transcript is spliced from 5 exons. The record is from RefSeq and is a predicted model, not a curated record.
UGGGUCUCAAUCUCAAAUGGAAAGCAGAGCCUGCCCCUGCCCCAUGGGUUUGGUCCACCCUGCCCUCUCUGGCUCUCUACCUUCCUCUCUUCACUUUCAACUUUCAAUUUUGAACUUUGAAGCACCCCUCCCCCACUCCCCCAACCACCAAAACCAUACUCAGCCAAGACCCGAGAGGGAGAGGGAGAGGGAGAGAGAGAGAGAGAGAGGGGGGUGAGGUGGGCUUAUAAUUGCUCUCAUAAAUUCGUCAAAGAUCUCUGCACACCAGAUUUUCUCAACCCCUUUGGUUUUGCUUUGCUUGCAUCAUCAUUUCAUCUCUCCUCCCUCAUUUCUCUCACACAUACACUCUCUCUCUCUCUCUAAAAAAGUACCCUGCCUCUGCUGCUGCUCUCUCUUUCUCUCUCAAUGCCUUGUGAGUUUAGUUAUGAGAGGCUCCGUUGAGAAAGCAUAAAAAUUCUUUACUUCCUUUACUCUUCUUUCUCAUCACAUUAGUUUCUUUUAUCCGAAAUAGAUAAAAAGUAAAGGCCUUUCUCUGAAAAAUGGUGCUGGGAACGCCUGCCAUGAACAGGAGUUUGAACAGAGAGAAUCCACAUAUUUUGGUUGUGAUGAUUGCAGUGAAGCAGAUAAUGAAGAAGGGUAAAGGAGAUCGGUCAUCAGAGAUAGGGAGGGAUGGGCCCUCCAAUAUAGCCUGCUACAGAAAUGAGUGGCACUGCAGCAAGCAGGAGUUAUGUCUGUAUUCUAGUUUCCCUUACUAUCCCCUUGCUUGUUUUUUUACUCGUGUUGUUGUGUGGCUGUUCCUCUCUCCCUCUCUCUCUAUCUCUAUCCCUACUCAUGGGUCCAUCCAUUCAUCUCUGCAUUUCUCUGCAGAGCCCUCUUUUCGGCCUUUCUACACUCUCUUUCUUGCUUUUAAUGGUUUCUCUGAGAUGGGUGUCCUUUGUUUUCCUGACCCAUUUGUAUUCUUGAGCUUUAAAGUCUUGUGGCGUGGUACACAGUGAGGGAGAGGAGAGAUGAUCAUCAUGAUUCUUCAUGGGGCUUGAGAUUCUGAAUGUUUCAGUGUCUUGGGUUUCGGGUUCUUGAAGAAAAUCCCACUUUUCUGCUCAUGCAAAGAAGUUAACCCACCUUUGGGAUUGGCUUUUAUUUCAAAAUCUGCGUUGUUUGAGAGUGGUUGGGGAUGAACGCACGAGUCCCCUGCUAGGCGCUACCUUUUGUUCUCUUUGUUAAAGAAGAAACAACUUCCUUUACCGACUCUGCUCUGUGGCAUGUUAUUUUUUACUCUUUUGGGGAGAAAGGAAAGCCUAUCACUCCUUGUGAAUUUUGCACUGCGAUUGCUUGUUUUGGGUUCUCUGAGGAAACUUGCCUGCAGUGACUAUCAAUGUGGAAGCAGACCACUUUAUCUUCUUAAACUUACCAUUAUAUCUGCAUCCAUAUACUUUACUCCAUUACUUGCCUCUGAGUUUUGACGAGGUAUCAGGCGGAGCAAAUUGCAUCUUCUUCCCUGUGGCUGGAUGGUUGGUAGCUCAUUUACUGAUGCAUGGAAGCAGGAGAAUUCUGGAGCAUUUAGAGAAUAAUAGUUGGGAGAAUGAUUUAGCUGCUGCUUUUUGAAACUAAAGCGCUUAUUCUUUGGUAUCUCAUGAUACGAUGGACCACGGGACGUUUAGUAUGCAGUUAGAUAUGGCUGCUCAGAAUCCUAUGCUUGUAGAUGGAAUUUAUUCAAAUAUGAAUUCAGAUUUGCUGGUUCAGCCCCAUUCAUUCGAUCUUAAUAACCAAAGUCAGAUCAUGACCGGAUAUCCAACGCUUUCUACAUUACAAGGAGAAACUAUCAGUGAUCUUCACGGCAGCAUUCCUGUAUCAGAUCAUAGGGGUAUUUGUGAUUCUGAUACAAUAUUUUCCCAUUUAACACUUGGAAGGAAUGCCAUUAGAGAUGCCUCACUCAGCAGUCUGCAUCCAAUUAGUAACUCUGAGCUUCAGCAGCACUUUGUUAGAGAAAUGCCCUUUUCUGCAACUUCACUGGCUACACUUCUGGCCACAGGAAACAGCCUUCCUGAAAAUUUAAAUGAUUUAACAAUUUCAGUGCCUUCAGCCUUGCCUUCAGAAAUUUUGAGAACUUAUGUUUUGAAUGACUGCUCUAACACUUCAAAUUCUUCAUUUACGGCCUCUUUGAGUUGUGCAUAUGAUGGAGACCAUACCAAUAUGAACAGUUUUGACAGCAUUCUACCUUGUGCAGAAAUCCCAGAAAGAGCAAGGUUUCCACCACCCCGAUUCAGGGAAGACCUGGGCCCAAACGGGCGGAUACUAUCCAACAAUGAAAAUAUGAGCAUGGGCAAUCCUUAUGGAUCUUCUAAAUAUAGUAAUGAGCUGUCUCUAAGUCUUGGCACAGUCCAAGCUUCUACUAUAUGUGGGACAACUACUACCGACCAGUGUUCAGAAAUAAGUUGUUCUGGUGCAGCUAAACAUUCUUUGAACAAAACAGGGUUGGGUUCAGAACAAACUUCUUGCAACAAUAAGGAACUUUCUCUGAGUUUCAGUUCUUAUAGACCUGCCCAACCAAUGCAAACGUUAUGUGGAUCAAGAUAUCUUCAUGUGAUUCAGGAAAUACUUGCUGAAAUUGCAAGCUAUUCACUUGGUAGUCUAGAUCAUACAUGCUAUUUUCCCAGUGAGUCAGCUGCUGGUACACGUUUCUCUUCAGGUCAGACCCUGGAGAGAGGAAUUUCAGUAACAGGUUUUGGUGAAUUUCCUGAUGAGUGUGGUAGAUUUGAGGUUCAAACUGAGCCAACAUUGCCAAGACGAGAGGUUGAAGCAAGGAAAGCCCAACUGCUGGCUCUGUUACAAGUGGUUGAUGACCAAUAUAGCCGAUGCUUAGAUGAGAUCCAUACUGUAAUAUCUGCAUUCCAUGCUGCAACUGAAUUGGACCCUCAGCUACAUGCACGCUUUGCUCUUCGAACAAUCUCUUUGUUAUAUAAAGACCUGAGGGAGAGAAUUAGCAAUCAAAUCCUUGCAAUGGGAGGGCAUUGCAGCGAUGGAAAUGCAAGAGAAAAGGAUGGAUCUUUUGAGACUUCUUUCAUCCAAAAGCAGUGGGCUCUUCAGCAGCUAAGAAGAAAGGAUCAUCAACUGUGGAGACCUCAACGGGGUUUACCUGAAAAAUCCGUCUCAGUAUUACGAGCAUGGAUGUUUCAGAACUUUCUUCAUCCGUACCCAAAAGAUGCAGAGAAGCAUAUACUUGCUGUAAAAAGUGGAUUGACAAGGAGCCAGGUAUCUAAUUGGUUUAUAAAUGCUCGAGUUCGUCUGUGGAAGCCAAUGAUCGAGGAGAUGUACUCGGAACUGAACAGAAGAAGGGCUCGUCAAAACGAUGAAGGAACCGACAACUGCAGAAGCCGUGUUGGCAUGGAGAACCAGAGAUUUAAAUUGAACUGAAGCUGAAAAAGAAAGUGUUCAUAGGAGAUGGAUCAAUGGGUUUCUUGAUCAUUCAAAAUUAAGGAAAUAGUAGAAUGCGUCACUGAUACAACUGUACAUAAUGCUCUUUAUACUGAUUGGGAGCUGGGGUUGAUUGUUAUGGAGCAAAAUUCUGCUUAUGUGUUCUAGCCUGAGCAUUAUUACUGGAAUCCAUCAGAUAAUUUGAGUAAUUUAUUUGGCA